AUGCUAUCCCUUGCAUCUUCUGUCCUCGGCCUGGCGGCUGCCGCGUCUCUGGCCACGGCUAGUCGGUUACCCAAUGUCCUUUUCAAAGAUGUUGUGAUUGUCGGUGGAGGUGCUUCUGGUGCCUACGCCGCUGUGCGACUUCGCGAUGACUUUGGCAAGAGUAUUGCUCUCAUUGAGAAGCAGAGCAUCCUUGGUGGUAUGGUCGACUCCUAUGUAGACCCCAAGACGGGCGUCCCCUACGACUACGGCGUCAAGAUUUUUCUUGAUGCCGGCAACGCGACGGGCUUCUUUGAGCGGUUCGGCAUCGCGAUGGGCAACUCCACCAACCCCACGGUCACAACGGAGUACAUCGACUUCCGAACUGGAAGUGUCGUCGACUUCCAGCUGCCCUCUUUUGCGGACCAGAUUGCGGCCAUGGCCAAAUUCCUCGAGGUGGUGGAGCCGUGGGAGCACCUUAUGCAGCCUGGCUACUACGACUUUCCCGAGCCAGGUGCCAUUCCCGAAGAGCUUCUCAUUUCGUUUGGUGACUUUGUAACCAAGUAUGGGAUUGAAGAUGCUGUCCCUCUGAUCUAUGAGAGUACCGGCCUGGGACUCGGUAACAUGACGCGGGAAACCACCAUGUUCGUUCUACAAUCGUUCGGGGCCCCCAUGGCUCGAGCAAUACUCGGCAAGCAAGGAAUGUUUGUCCCGGCUUCCGGUCGCAACCAGGACCUGUAUGAUGCCGUCGCCGAUCAUCUUGGGGAUGACGUGCUGUAUUCGAGCACUGUCAUUGACAGCUGGCGUACCGACCGUGGCGUCUUUCUUACAGUCAAGAAUGGCAAAACUGGCCAAAUCACCCUGAUCACAGCCCGCAGGCUCCUCCUCGCCAUCGAGCCGACUGCAGCCAACAUGGCGCCCUUCGACCUUGAUGAUAACGAGCGCACUGUCUUGUCCAAGUUUACAUACACCAACGAAUACACGGGUUUGGUGAACAACUCUGCCUUUGCGACCAGCUACUCCUACUUCAACCUCCCUGCCUCUGCCGCGCCCGACAAUUACCUUGCUCUGCCAAAUCCCUCGUUCACGGCUCGCAUUGACUACCUUGGCGGCGAUGGCUUGUUCAGGGUGACGGUUAUCGGUGACGACACACUCGACACGGCCGGCGCCAAACAACUGGUGCAAAAUGACUUUGAUACUCUCCAGAAAGCCGGCCGGCUGUUGCCCGCUGAGGAAGGGCAGCAGGUGAGCUGGGUCGACUUCUCUGCACAUGGCCCCAUGCAUGCCCGGGUGUCGGUUGCGGACUUGCGAGACGGCUUUUACCAGAAGCUGUACAAGCUGCAGGGAGGACGGUCUACCUGGUGGACCGGCGGUGCUUUCUCGGUCAAUUUUCAGACCACGUUGUGGCAGUAUGAUGAACUCCUUUUUCCUGAGAUUCUUGAAGGGUUGAACUAG
Messenger RNA from Aspergillus thermomutatus, 1431 nucleotides. RefSeq lists its product as uncharacterized. The transcript has 2 exons. NCBI's taxonomy places the organism in Eukaryota, Fungi, Ascomycota, Eurotiomycetes, Eurotiales, Aspergillaceae. The coding region runs from base 1 to 1431 and encodes 476 amino acids. Gene Ontology annotation, molecular function: oxidoreductase activity. The record is from RefSeq and is a predicted model, not a curated record.